AUGUGGCGCGUUCCCGGUCUGUUCUGUGUCCACGUUGCAAGGAAGAGCAAGUUCUCCGGACCUUGGAACAGGCCUGCCGCCUUCAUGUCCACUCUGCUCAUCGAUCAGCCCCAAUAUGCUUGGCUGAAGGAGCUGGGGCUCCGCGAGGAAAACGACGGCGUGUAUAAUGGAAGCUGGGGAGGCCGGGGAGAGGUUAUCACCACCUAUUGUCCUGCUAACAAUGAGCCCAUUGCAAGAGUCAGACAGGCCAGCAUGGCUGACUAUGAAGAAACUGUAAAGAAAGCAAGAGAAGCAUGGAGCAUCUGGGCAGAUAUUCCUGCUCCAAAGCGAGGAGAAGUAGUGAGACAGAUUGGUGAUGCCUUGCGGGAGAAGAUCCAAGUACUAGGAAGCUUGGUGUCUUUGGAGAUGGGGAAGAUCUUGGUGGAAGGUGUGGGAGAAGUUCAGGAAUACGUGGAUGUUUGUGAUUAUGCUGUUGGCUUAUCUCGGAUGAUUGGGGGACCCAUCCUGCCUUCUGAAAGACCUGGCCAUGCUCUCCUUGAACAGUGGAAUCCUGUAGGCCUGGUCGGAGUCAUCACUGCGUUCAACUUUCCUGUGGCCGUGUACGGCUGGAACAGCGCCAUUGCCAUGAUCGGUGGGAAUGCUUGCCUGUGGAAAGGAGCACCUACAACUUCCCUCAUUAGUGUGGCUGUCACAAAGAUAAUAGCCAAAGUCCUGGAGGACAACAAGCUGCCUGGUGCAAUUUGUUCCUUGACUUGCGGUGGAGCGGAUAUCGGCACAGCUAUGGCCAAGGAUGAGCGCGUGGACCUGUUGUCCUUCACCGGGAGCACGCAGGUGGGAAAACAGGUGGCCCUAAUGGUGCAGGAGAGGUUUGGUAAAAGUUUAUUAGAACUUGGAGGAAACAAUGCCAUUAUAGCCUUUGAGGACGCGGACCUCAGCUUAGUCGUCCCCUCGGCUCUCUUUGCAGCCGUGGGGACAGCCGGCCAGAGGUGUACCACUGCGAGGCGCCUGUUCUUACAUGAAAGCAUCCAUGAUGAAGUUGUCAAUAGACUUAAAAAGGCCUACGCACAGAUCCGUGUUGGGAACCCUUGGGACUCUAACGUCCUCUAUGGGCCACUCCACACCAAACAGGCAGUAAGCAUGUUUCUUGGAGCAGUGGAAGAAGCAAAGAAAGAAGGUGGCACCGUUGUCUAUGGUGGCAAGGUUAUGGAUCGCCCUGGAAAUUACGUAGAACCAACAAUUGUGACAGGUCUUGACCAUGACGCAUCCAUCGUACACACGGAGACUUUUGCCCCGAUUCUUUAUGUCUUUAAAUUCAAGAAUGAAGAUGAGGUCUUUGCGUGGAAUAAUGAAGUCAAACAGGGACUUUCAAGUAGCAUCUUUACCAAGGAUAUGGGCAGAAUCUUUCGCUGGCUUGGACCAAAAGGAUCAGAUUGUGGCAUUGUAAACGUCAACAUUCCGACGAGUGGGGCUGAGAUUGGAGGUGCAUUUGGAGGGGAGAAACACACUGGCGGGGGCAGGGAGUCGGGCAGUGACGCCUGGAAGCAGUACAUGAGAAGAUCUACUUGUACCAUCAACUACAGUAAGGACCUUCCUCUGGCCCAAGGAAUCAAGUUUCAGUAA
Messenger RNA from Rangifer tarandus platyrhynchus (Svalbard reindeer), 1620 nucleotides. The record is from the annotation of a GenBank genome assembly. NCBI's taxonomy places the organism in Eukaryota, Metazoa, Chordata, Mammalia, Artiodactyla, Cervidae.